Pleuronectes platessa (European plaice) is the source of this 5577-nucleotide messenger RNA. RefSeq names its product marker of proliferation Ki-67 (gene mki67). The coding region runs from base 204 to 5207 and encodes 1667 amino acids. The record is from RefSeq and is a predicted model, not a curated record. NCBI's taxonomy places the organism in Eukaryota, Metazoa, Chordata, Actinopteri, Pleuronectiformes, Pleuronectidae. Gene Ontology annotation, biological process: regulation of mitotic nuclear division; regulation of chromosome segregation. Gene Ontology annotation, cellular component: nucleus; chromosome. The transcript is spliced from 15 exons. Gene Ontology annotation, molecular function: protein binding.
GGCACCGAGGCUCGGCCGGUUAAGGUAGCUCAAGUUAGCCGCUCGUCCAUGUUGCAUUUUAGCGUACGGUAGAAUAUCCGCGGUACUUUUAGUCUGACAUGAUAUUAUAGUGAAAUUCCUCUUCGACGCAUCCCGCUCGAAGUUUAUGGACGGUCCGAAGUUAACGUGUCUUUGAACGGAACUACAGGUAAAGUAAAACGAAAAUGCCUUUACACGGGAAGAUAGUCGUGAUCAAGAGGAGUGGAGGCGAUGGCACCGAGUUUCCUCUCACUGCCACAUGCAUGUUCGGAAGGAAACCUGACUGUGACAUUCGUAUUCAGCUUCCUCAAGUCUCCAAGGAGCACUGCAGAAUUGACCUGAAUGAAAAUAAAGAGGUUGUUUUGACAAAUUUGAGCUCAGUGAAUCCGACCCGAAUCAACGGGGAGGCUCUGCAGCAGUCUGAGCGUUUGAAGCAUGGAGAUGUGAUAACAGUUAUUGACCGUUCUUUCAGGUUUGAGUAUCCUCCAGCACCAACACCAAAGAAGAGAGCUUCCGCAGGAGGCAAAAGUGAAACCCUCAAAGUUCUUCAGGAUCAGCAAGUGGUGGACACUCUCACUGUUGAAACAGGAGAUAAGAAGCUCUCUGAAGUGUUCACAGAUGGAACUAAUCAUGACAACAUCCGACGAACCCUGGACAACACAGUGGAGGUGGAGUCCAAGGAGGAUGCCACCCAGCUGCAAAACAAGACCAACUCCCCAUUCAAUGAUCUGUAUCAAAUGAUCAAAAAGUCUCUGGAUGUCAAGACCCCUCGCAAGUCUUCUGCCAGUUUGCUUCAAACUCCUGCCUCGAAGUUUUGCACCCCAAAACCUGCAUCUGUCAGGAAAAGUGAGGUGACACCUGUCAUUUUCAAACAAGACCAAGGCACUCCUAAGAUGAAGAAUGAGGCUAAAGUAACUCCUGAAGCUGACAAAAUCCAGGGGAAAGAUGAGAGUUGUAAUCCUGAGACUCCAAAGUCUGUGAAGAAGCAGAGGAAGUCAUCCCCAACAUCUUCUGAGAAUCCCGGACCUGCAGCUGAAGAAACUGAUGAUGUGAUCAAGUCUGAAAAGACUUCACCUCAGAGGAGAACCCGUGUAACCCCCCAGAAGUUAUCUGCAGCUGAGGUUAUGAAGCAGGUUUGUGUUGAAACUCCAAAGUCACCUGUGAGAAGAAGCAGCAGGGAGACCACUCCAGUUAAAUCAGCAGUGACUGCUGUCGAACCAGAGCCCGUUCAGAGGAAAUCACCAAGGAACUCGGGGAAAGCUGAACAAGUAAAUGAGACGACCAAAAAGCGCAAAGGUGGAAAACUUGCGGCUGACUUGCCCACAUCACAGAUGAAGAGGAAGCGUGUUUCCUUUGGAGGUGCCCUGAGCCCAGAGUUGUUUGAUAAGCGACUUCCUCCCAACUCGCCAUUAUGCAAGGGAGCCUUUCCACGGAGAAGCUUGUGUCUGAAUAAGCCCAACGAGUCACUCCUGAGACGAGCAUCAGUCAUAGGACUCUUGAAGCCGAAGGCCUCUUCACCUGGAAAGAAGUCACCAAACUCAAGGUCCUCUUCUCCCAAGGCAGCAUCUCCUGGAAAGAAAUCUCCAAAGUCAGCAACUCCUGCAAAGAAAUCCCCCAAAACCCCAUCUCCUGUAAGAGGAAGUUCUCCCACAGUGCAAGGGCGCUUCUCUGUGUCCCGCAUCAGCACGCCAUCUCCAGUGACUGAAGACUUUGUCACAUGUACCCCCAAAAUACCUCUGAAUAGGAAGAGCAUGAAGAGCACCUCAAGAAAGACCCCAAUUAUCGGCAAGAGCACUGUAAAAGGGAUCCGCAGGAGUGGCAUCUCACGGGCCUCUAUGAAAGUGAAAAAUUCCUGGGUGGACAUUGUGAAAUUUGGUCAACCUAAGGCUCAAGUGAUUGCUCCAGUUAUAAAGAUGGUCACCAAAAAGACCACAAAGAAGAUUGUGUCCAAACCACAGACACCUGCAAGAAACAUCAAAGGCCACGUCAGCACCGGACACGCAGAUUCACCUGCUACCAUCAUUGUGGGCAGAGCGCACACACAGAGCGCCUUACAACCAUCUGGGGCUGCUCCAAGAGUGGUCACCAAUAUUGCACUCUUAAAAAAGAACAUGAAAAUGGACGAGGACUUGACUGGAAUUUCUCAGAUGUAUAAAACCCCGGUAAAUGAAAAGAAGAAGAGAUCUGGCAUUAAUAAAAGUGUCGACGAGACACCAGUGGGAGUUCUGGGAACAUCUGUGGUCGAACCAUCAAUUCUGAACACACCAGAGGGGCCAGGGGAAAUGGUGGUUUCUCCACUGAAUCUGGCAUCUACAGUGAAGGACAGAAGUUACAACAGUGACGCAGUUCAACGCCUCCUGAAUGAAGAUAAAGACUCCAGCUUUGUCAGUGUGAUCCCUGCAUUAGAGAUUCCCUCUGAUGAAUCUAGUGAGCAGCAGAGCACCAAGGUGGAGACGAGCCCUGUAAAAACUCCCAAACGGAAACCAGAACAACCCGAGUGUCUGUCUGGAAAGCUUGACGCUCUCGAGGCUGAUGAUGUGAGUCUCUGUGGUGUUGAGGAACCUCAGGAGACACCAGCACAUGUGCAAGAAUCCGAGGACCUGUCUGAAAUGGCUGACGUGAAAACUCUGAAUGCAAAGAGCUCUCCAGUGCUGUGUCUAGAAAAAGAACUAGACUUUGCCAAUGAGGAUCUACAAGAAGACAAACCAUUAGAUGUGAUCGAUGUGGUUCCCCAGGUUGACGCAGUAAAAGAAGCUGUCUCAGAUGAGGUUGUCAACGACAAGAAAGAGGAGCCAAGUGACAAGGAGUCAUCAGAUGUCAUGGAAACCGUCUCUCAGGCAGCUGAAGAUGAGAGUUUACCUGAGGAACAACCCGAAGUGAACACAGUUAAGAAUCUGUCCGAGGAACAGCCCGAAGUGGAGGCAGUUGUCGAGGAACAGCCCGAAGUGGAGGCAGUUGUCGAGGAACAGCCCGAAGUGGAGGCAGUUGUCGAGGAACAGCCCGAAGUGGAGGCAGUUGUCGAGGAACAGCCCAAAGUGGAGGCAGUUGUCGAGGAACAGCCCGAAGUGGAGGCAGUUGUCGAGGAACAGCCCGAAGUGGAGGCAGUUGUCGAGGAACAGCCCGAAGUGGAGGCAGUUGUCGAGGAACAGCCCGAAGUGGAGGCAGUUGUCGAGGAACAGCCCGAAGUGGAGGCAGUUGUCGAGGAACAGCCCGAAGUGGAGGCAGUUGUCGAGGAACAGCCCGAAGUGGAUGCUGCUGUGGCUCCUGUUCAAGAGAAGAAACCUGUUCGAGGGCGAAGAGCAAAAACUGUGGAGCCUGAGGCAGUUGAGGAUAAACAAGAUGCAGCACAACAUUCUGAGGAGCCUGUCACCCCCGCUCCAGUCAGAGGGAGAAGGGGGAAGAAGACUGAAACCCCAGCUCCAUCUACUGUUCAAAAGAAGACAAGAAGCCGAAAUGCAAAAACCACUGAAAGCAAUGAUGCUGAUCUCAAAGUGGAAGAAAGCACCUCUCAGCCUCCAAAAAUUGAAGCAAAGCCUAAAAGAGGAAGAAACGCUAAAAAGGCUUCCGAUGAUCAAGCUGAAAUGGUUGCUACUGAAACCGAAAAUGCACCAGAGGCUGAAUGCGAACAGAUCCCUGCAGUUGAAGUCGACGAUGAGAGUGCAGCCCCUCAAGAGAAAACUGCUCCGAAGCUGAAGCGAGCGAGAAAACCAAAACAAGAAACUGAACCCUCUCAGCCAGAGCAGCAGGGUGUAGCAAAGGAGCAUUCAGAGGAUCCUGUGGUCCCUGCUCCAGUCAAAGGAAGAAGAGGGAAGAAAACCGAAGCCACUGCAGCACCUGCUGUGCGACAAACGACAAGAACCAGAAAUUUCAGGUCUCAAGGAAACGCCUCUGAUGAUAAACCUGAAGCUGCCCCAGAGCCAUCAGCGGAAAUGCAACCUGAGAUCCCCUCUGAAGCUGAGAGUGAGCAGACUGCUCCCCCUGCAGAGGAAGCUGUAGUAAAGCCGGUUCGAGGGAGAAAAACAAAACCAACACCUGUUGCGCCUCCUCAACCAGAGCCGGAGAACGCUCAAGUGAGUGAUGAGCCUCAACAGCAUAUUCCCACUGUUGCAAUAACCAGAAGAGGCAGAAAGAUCAAAUCUGACACCACUGAACAAACUGGGGCUGCAGAAGACACAUUGGUUACUGUGGAGACCAAGCAGGAGUCUCAGCCCCCAGUCAGGGUAAAGAGGGGAAGAAACGCCAAACAGGAGGAGGAAAAGCAAGAGACCUCUGAUGUCCAAGAGCCAGUUAAAAAAACAACAAGAACCAGGAAAACUAAAGAAGAACGUGUAAAACCAGUGGAAGAAGAAAUCAAAACUGAUGAAACUGUCGUCCCCGAGGAGGCUGGAUCUUUGCUUGUUGCAGAACCACUGGAGAUGAAUGAGCAGGUUCCUGUCACUGAAAAAAAAAACAGGAGAGGAGGGAAAAAAGCCAAACAAGCCGCUGAAAGUGAAACCCCUGUGGAGUCCACUGAGGUUGAAGAAGUGCCUGCUGUCAAACCCAAACGAGGCAAGAGAGUAAAAGAAGCUACUGAAGUUGUUGCUGAAGUACCAGAGGCUGAGGAGAAAACUGCUGAGCCAGACGCUCCAGUCGUUAAACCCACAAGGGCAAGAGGUGUGAAAACUGUGAAAAAUCAAGUCUCAGAAGUCAUUCCAGCCAAAAGAGCACGUCGGGUUGCUGCAACUCUCCCCGAGGACACAGAAUCCACAGCCCUGGAUUUGUCUGUUCCAGCUGCAGAGCCGGCUAAGAGGGGAAAACGUGCUGCAGCUAAGCCCACAUCAGAUGAAUUGACGGUGAGCAGCGAUCAGGUGAAUACAUCAGAAGAAUUAACCAGCGCGGUUACAGAAGAUGUCAAAGGGUCCAAAAGAUCCGUGAAGUUGAAAGCAGAUCGUGAGGUCCUCCAGAUUCCAAAAGCAACACCCGUCAAAGCUGUGCGUGGAAAGAAGUCCAAACUUGUUGACGCUGAGAGCAAAAGCACGUCUAACGAUGCCGACAAAACUGAAGAGAAGGAUCUCUCAGAGGAAGUUGUUGAAGCUCAGCCCGUCAAGAGAGCCAGACGAGUGAAGGUCACUGAAGAAACAGCGGAUCCCAAGAAAGAUGCUGAAGCUGAGACACAACCCAAAACCCGCAGAGCAAGAACAAACAAAUAAAGGCAUUUGUGUUUAUAUUUAGUCAAAUUACAUUUUUCUCUUUAUACGUUUUGUAUUUGUGAUGUUUUAGAUUGUUUUUAGUAUUUUUAGAGAGUAGUUUUAUUAGGAAAUUGAGCACUAGAUUUUUUGUUUUUUUUAUUAUUGAAAUCUGCAGGGAAUCUUGUCUUAACCAUUUUUAUAAGUUGUACGUUAUUCAUUAUCAAUCUUGAAACAAUUUUAACAGUGGGGAAAAUAUGAUCAUUAAAUUUUUUGUACAAUUCAAAAGCUGGUGUGGAUUUCUCAAAUUUUGGAAUAUUCUUUUAUCUGAAUAUGUUAUCUGUUACUUAAUGUUUAAAAAGAUUCAUGUUUUAAAAAUAAAUCCUUAAGCCUA